AUGGCGGCGCCCAUCGCGGACGGGGCUCCGCCGCCGCCUCCCGGCGCCGCUCCCUAUGGCAACUUCCCGAACUAUUCCCGCUUCCACCCUCCCGAGGAGCGCCUGCGGCUGCUGCCCGCCGGCCUCCUGCGCAGCCUCUUCCCCUCCGAGCCUCGCCCGCUGCUGGGGCUGGACGUGGGCUGCAACUCGGGGGAGCUGAGUGUGGCUCUCUACCGCCACCUGCUGGACCUCCGGGAGGGCGAAGCCAGCCCGGCCCACCCCGCGGGUGGCGAAGACCUGCAGCUGCUGUGCUGUGACAUCGACCCAGCCCUGGUGGCCAGGGCCCGGCAGGGCAGCCCCUUCCCCACCUCCAUCUCCUUCGCCACCUUGGACAUCAUGGAGCCCAGCUCCAGGGCCGCCCUGCUGGGCUCCUACCUGAGCCGCUUCGGCCGCUCCGGCUUCGACAUCGGCUUCUGCAUGUCCCUCACCAUGUGGAUCCACCUGCACCACGGGGAUGGAGGCCUGCAGCACUUCCUGGCCCUCCUGGCUUCCCUCUGCAGCUUCCUGCUGGUGGAACCCCAGCCCUGGAAGUGCUACCGGGCGGCGGCGCGGCGCCUGCGCAGGCUGGGCCGGAGGGACUUCGACCACUUCAGCUCCCUCAGCAUCCAGGGGGACAUGGCCCAGGAGGUCACCCAGAUCCUCACCAGGGACUGCUCCAUGCAGCUGGUGGCUUGCUUUGGCAGCACCAGCUGGGACAGGAGCCUGCUGCUCUUCAAAGCCAACAGGCAGCAGGCCAGGGAGGUUCGGGAGCAGGAGGAGGAGGUGGCAGGGGAGCUGCGGUGA
Messenger RNA from Indicator indicator, 822 nucleotides. It is a transcript of the gene BCDIN3D, whose product is annotated as BCDIN3 domain containing RNA methyltransferase. The transcript is spliced from 2 exons. Gene Ontology annotation, molecular function: RNA methyltransferase activity; O-methyltransferase activity. Gene Ontology annotation, biological process: miRNA metabolic process; negative regulation of pre-miRNA processing. The record is from RefSeq and is a predicted model, not a curated record. NCBI's taxonomy places the organism in Eukaryota, Metazoa, Chordata, Aves, Piciformes, Indicatoridae. Bases 1 to 822 code for a protein of 273 amino acids. Gene Ontology annotation, cellular component: cytoplasm.